Messenger RNA from Amphibalanus amphitrite, 1806 nucleotides. Its product is annotated as ras-related GTP-binding protein C-like. The coding region runs from base 369 to 1475 and encodes 368 amino acids. Gene Ontology annotation, molecular function: GTPase activity; GTP binding. The record is from RefSeq and is a predicted model, not a curated record. Gene Ontology annotation, biological process: cellular response to starvation; positive regulation of TOR signaling; cellular response to amino acid stimulus. The transcript has 9 exons. Gene Ontology annotation, cellular component: lysosome; Gtr1-Gtr2 GTPase complex; nucleus. NCBI's taxonomy places the organism in Eukaryota, Metazoa, Arthropoda, Thecostraca, Balanomorpha, Balanidae.
GCUCAAAAGAUUCUGCGCGGAAGGCAAAGAUUCUACGUGACGUCACGUAGAAUCUUUGCCGUCCGUGCGACAUCGAACGGCAUUUUGGGCCCGGACCAAGGCUAUAUAAACCGCCCGGACAGCAUAGAAUCUUCGCCGUCCGGGAGACAUCGAACGCGGGCUAAGUUAUGUUCCAAAACAAAUACACAAAUACAACGCGACGCAGAGAGAGCGGCGAAUGUGGGUUACAUGGGUGGCUUACUUACUGAAUUUACUUUACUUAAUUUAUUUUGAAGCGAAUUUAUAAAACUACAGCAACAGAUAAGUGAACAAUUGGAUUGAUAGACUCAGCUCUGUCACAGUUUUAUUGAAGAGGCAUCACUUCAAACAUGUCUUACGAAGUGGACGACGACUACAGCCGCUCCUAUGUGGGCUCCUACCCCAAGGACUUUUGCGGCCCGGAGGAGGACGGCGACAUCUUCGGCACCGUCGAGAUGAAGCCCAAGAUCCUGCUGAUGGGCUUGAGACGGAGCGGCAAGUCGUCGAUUCAGCGGGUGGUGUUUCACAAAAUGUCACCGGCCGAGACGCUCUUUCUCGAGUCGACCAACAAGAUCGUCAAAGACGACGUGCCGCACUCGUCGUUCGUGCGCUUCCAGGUGUGGGACUUCCCCGGCCAGAUCGACUUCUUUGACAGCUCAUACGACACGGAGCUCAUCUUCAGCGGCUGUGGCGCGCUCCUGUUUGUCAUCGACGCGCAGGACGGUUACACGGACGCGCUGAACAAGCUGCAGCAGACGGUGAUCCAGGCCUACAAGGUGGACCCCAACAUCAAGUUCGAGGUGUUCAUCCACAAGGUGGACGGCCUGUCGGACGACCAGCGGAUCGACAUCCAGCGCGACAUCCACCAGCGCGCGCACGACGACCUCCUGGACGCCAGUAUGGACAACAUCCACUUGAGCAUAUACCUGACAUCAAUAUACGACCACAGCAUAUUCGAGGCGUUCAGCAAGGUGGUGCAGAAGCUGAUUCCCGAGCUGCCCACGCUGGAGAAUCUGAUGGAUAUUUUCAUCUCGAACUCUGGCGCUGAGAAGGCGUUUCUGUUUGACGUCAUCUCCAAGAUCUACAUCGCCACCGACUCGUCGCCCGUGGACAUGCAGUCUUACGAGCUGUGCUGUGACAUGAUUGACGUCGUCAUCGACCUCUCCUGCAUAUACGGACUGAAGGGCGACAACGACGGCGGGUUCGACCAGCGCAGCUCGAGUAUCAUCCGGCUCAACAACUCGACCGUGUUGUACCUGAGGGAGGUGAACCGCUUCCUGGCGCUGGUCUGCAUCGUCCGGGCAGACAACUUCAGGAAACAGGGUCUGAUUGACUACAACUUCACAUGUUUCCGGAAUAGCAUACAGAAGAUCUUCGAGCUGCGUUCACGACGCGGCCGCCUGGCGGCGCUGCCGUCGGUCGGUGCCAAGAUAGAUGGCGCUAAUGGCGAGGUGUGAGAGUACGGCUGCGAGGUUCUGGGACUGGUGCUGUAUAUUGGUCUGUAUGUAUAUCACUGUAACGUACUGCGCGUUUGAGAUGUAUAUCGGUGUAUAGCGACGAAUCAUGGCGCGCCGCGGGCGGCAGGGAGGUGCAGUUCCUAUUUACGGAGCCGCCGCGGGCCGAUCUGCAGCAGGGGUGCUCGAACGGGAGGGACUCUAGUCGCCCACUCCGGGCCACAGUCUCAACCCGGUACACGGGCCUGGAGGGGCGGCGAGGACGGGUCCUGGUUUUAUAAACACCUCACGUGUUCAUAUGGUCGUGAUAUGAUAAUAUAUAAUGCUUUGUCAA